Sorex araneus (European shrew) is the source of this 4263-nucleotide messenger RNA. It is a transcript of the gene FGF1, whose product is annotated as fibroblast growth factor 1. The record is from RefSeq and is a predicted model, not a curated record. Gene Ontology annotation, molecular function: fibroblast growth factor receptor binding; growth factor activity. Bases 505 to 972 code for a protein of 155 amino acids. The transcript has 5 exons. Gene Ontology annotation, biological process: positive regulation of protein phosphorylation; fibroblast growth factor receptor signaling pathway; regulation of cell migration. Lineage: Eukaryota; Metazoa; Chordata; Mammalia; Eulipotyphla; Soricidae. Gene Ontology annotation, cellular component: cytoplasm.
CUGUGGGCACACGCCUGGCCGCUCGGUGCCCUGUGGUCCCUGCAAGCAGACCCGGGCACGUGGGCUUUGCACUUGACUUGCGGCUCCCUCCUGCAGACGAGAAGGUGCAGAAGAGGGAGGCCGGCGGAUCCGAGGGCCUCAGCUCCCGGGAGGAGGGCAUGGCCUCUUUCCACUAGAGGACACUCCCUCCCGAUGGACACUCCCUUCCUCCUGCAGAAGCGUCCGCAGCCCCGCUGUUAGGUCCCCGUGGCCGCUGUAGGCUGCUGCGGCUGCCGUGGUCCAGGGAGAACGUGUGUCCCAGCCGAGGCUGAGAGAGCUGCGAGACUCAAGGAGGUUCCGAGAGCUGGCGUGGGGCCGCCGGGAAGUGGCUGCAGCCGCGGCGGGGACAGCGACCAGCACGACUGUGAAACGCUCCCGGUGGGUGGAUUCCCUCUCGCCCCCCAGACCGUCUGCGAGGGCUCCAGCCGUCAAGCUCGGCAGUCUAGACGUCGCAGCAGCUGAGCCAUGGCCGAGGGGGAGAUCACCACCUUUGGGGCCCUCAUGGAGAAGUUUAACCUGCCACCAGGGAACUACAAGAAGCCCAAACUCCUGUACUGCAGCAACGGGGGCCACUUCCUGCGCAUCCUCCCGGACGGCACAGUGGAUGGGACCAGGGACCGCAGCGACCAGCACAUUCAGCUGCAGCUCAGUGCGGAAAGCGUGGGGGAGGUGUAUAUAAAGAGCACGGAGACUGGCCAUUACUUGGCCAUGGACACCGACGGGCUUUUAUACGGCUCACAAACACCGAAUGAGGAAUGUCUGUUUCUGGAAAGGCUGGAGGAAAACCAUUACAACACCUAUACCUCCAAGAAGCAUGCCGAGAAGAAUUGGUUUGUUGGUCUGAAGAAGAACGGAAGCUGCAAGCGUGGUCCCCGGACUCACUACGGCCAGAAAGCGAUCUUGUUUCUCCCCCUGCCCGUCUCCUCCGACUAGAGAGAUGCACCCCGGGUGCUGAGCGCUCCACAGCUGACCCCAGAUUGUUCCCUUGACCAUUGGCUGCGCUCACCCCGGCCCCCCCAAGCCUGAGCCUGUUAGCCGUGCCCUGCUCCAUGCCCGGUACCCUCCUUUGGCAGUGCCCCUUUACCCCAGCACAGUUUGGGAUGGAGGGACCAGAUUGCUUCCAGGGGCCAACUGGCCGGCCAUGGUGGGUCUCGUUUGAAUGUCCAGUUGCCUCUGGGCACCUGCAGGCUGAGCCUUUUCAUGCCUAGGUGGGGCCAAUAGAGAUGUGGGAAGGGGUCUGCCAAGCGGGCCAUUAGUAACCGCGUCCAGGUCCCUCUGCUGAGUAAACCCUGCCUGUGAUUCUCCCCCCCCCAACAUCUGGCCUGACUCCCUUGAUCCUUGCAAACACCCCACAAAUAUUGGCAGAGAAGCUUAAAGCUAGGUAGGAGGGUGGUGGUGUUCCACGAAUAGAAACAGCAUCCAAGAAAUCUCCCCUUGGCACAAAAGAGACUAAAAUGCCAAGGGAGAUGAAAUUUGGGGUGGAGAGCUUAGAAUGAAGGGAAUUCACAUUUCCCAACUGGGAGAAGCUGGGCUGGGAGACGUUAGCCCUGGGGAAAGCAGCAGAAAUAUGUCGCUUUGGAGGUCCUCGAACCCUGAAGUUGGUCUCUUGGGACAGUUUGAAGUCCCUGAAGGGGGUCAGGUGGAGAGAGAAUGAAGCCAGUCCCUGUAGAAGCGAGGGCUUUGGAGACUGAUAAAUACAUCCAGGCCCAGGGAGUGUGUGUGAGUGAAGAGGAAGGAGUGACUUGGGCUGCAAGGAUAUUCAUUCUCACACGUGCAAAGAGAAAAGUUUAAGGUGCCAUGACUUGUGUGGCCCCAACAGGAAGCCCAGGGUUGGGGUGCAGUUCAGCACUCAUGGGACAUCCGGGAUAUCUGGUUUGGGAGGGCGGAGAGGCCCCCCUGAGGGGUCUGGCUGGAGUGCUGACAUUUCUCACAAGCUCCCAGGUGCCGACCACGUGGCUUUCUUCCCGCCCCCGAGUCUCAGCAGCCAGGUCCAGAUGAAUGGGGGCGCAAAUGAAGGUGACUCAAACCCAGCCCACUCCCGGCUCUGUCUGCUGGCCUCCCCACACACCCACAGGCAGCACCCCCGGCACCCCCGCCUGAGUUAAGGAGCAUGGAUGCAAGGCGCUUUGGCCCAAGGCCUACACAAUGCCCGUUUAGAAGAUCCACAAAAGCAUACUGCAGAAACCGUUCAACCCUCACACACAGGGUUCCCCAGGGACCUCGUGUGUUAUGAUUACUUGUAUAAAUAUGUUUCCUGCUUAAAGUAAACUUGACCCAAGUGGCUAGCAAAUUAGAAACACCAUUCAUCUCUGACAUAUGAUAUUGCUGCCAUGCAAAGGUCUUUAAUAAGCCAUUGAAAUUUACUGUGAGACUGUUUUUAAUCACAUUUUAAAAAAUAUAGCUCAAAGGCAGUUACACUGAUUAGCAUUCAGCCAUUAAGAAUUAUAAAAGUAGAAUGGGGCCGAAAUGAUAGUACAGCAGGUGUUUGCCUUGUACACAGUCAGGGUUCAAUUCUCAGUUCAAUUCCUAUGGUCCCCCCGAGCACUGCCAGGGGUAAUUCCUGAGUGCAAAGCCAGGAGUAACCAGUGAGCAUCACCAGGUGUGGCCCAAAAACAAAAAAACAAAGAAAAAAGAAUUACAAAAUUAGAUAUGAUAUAUAAGCUAUUCAAUUAUCUACUACUUGCACUACAUUUACUUAUAAAAUGAGAUUUUUUUCUUCCACUGUGUUGUAACACAUUUUCUUUAGGAAGUGGGGACUCAUACAACAAUAUGAUCAUUGUGGAAAAAACUUAUGAGAAUGUUACCUUAUGUUUUGUGAGAAAUUGAAUUAAUCAUUAGUUAAAAUAAUUCCUUAGCAAUGGACCUGUCAUAUUUAGAAUGGAAGAACAAUGGCAAUUUAUGAAAGUUCAAAGUGACGUGACAGUGCAAUUGAAGAACUGAGCAAAGUUAAAAUUAUGGUUAAUAACACCGUCCUGCAUUUGUGCAAUAUAAUGAUUUCAGAACUUUGGUUUUGUACCUUGGACAAAAUGACUCUGUUUUAUUUUAGCAAAUCUUUGCAAGCAAGUUGGGACUAGCGCAGUGUAACUUAACAGCUCUUUACUAUGAUGAUUUGGCCAGAAAAAAAAGGUACCCAGAGAGGAAAUCCAAGAUAUUAAUAAUGAUCUGUAAUUUCUAGCAUCUGAAUCAAAUUCAAGUAUAACAUUGGCCAAGAAAAAUGAAAUCCUGUUGCUAACAGAUGAGACAGAACUCUGUGGUUUUAGAAACCCAAAACACUGUAGAAGAAACAGCUCUGUAACUUCUACAACCCAUGCCAGUCUUCUUGGUAGAUUUGUUGGAUGUAUUUAAGUGCCUACUGUGUACCGGGCACUGGACGGAGUACUGGGGUCUCCGGGAACCUGUCUAUCUGGUUUGCUGCUGUAUUCUCUCCCAGGGCAUUAUAUUUAUGACUGUAGAUUCAUUUCUUUCAACCUAGUAUAAACAUUGACUUCAUUGGUUCCUUCAGAAUAAACACCAAGUCCCAGAAAUCCAGGUUUUGGAAGAAUCGGCAACCCCCAAGUGUUAGAUAAAUUUCUACCAAAGUGGCAGAGCACAGAGGGAGACAAAAUCCAACAUUUUCAAUGAUAGAACAGGGUUGGCUUUGGGGGAACUGUUUCCAACGUAGGAAGUGAGAGUCUGUCAGCUCCUGUACAAAGGAAGUAGCUGGCAGUUUCAUGCUCUAUUUUGAAUAUGCGCUGGUUCCUCAAACACAGAACAUUCCCAAUGUCUCUGUCUCUCUGUUGCCUGAGUAAAGCUUGUGGCCAUCUGUCUGUCACAUGGCUCCUGUGGAGACUGAUUUUCAAGCCAACUUUUAUGAGCGACCUGACAUUGUGUACAAAGUACCAGGAGCGUGCCUGUCUUUGACUGUACUCAAUGUGGUGAGGGAGGUGGUGGUGACGUUUCCUUGGAAGGGAUGGUUAUAAGAGCCUCCAAUGGCCAACAGCGUGUACUUAGAAAAAUCUGACUGGCGCCUCAUGUGUUACUGAAGAUCAAGUAUCCUACCUUGUAAGGAGGCGAUAGAGUCCAAGUCCUCAGCAGUGCAGAAUCCACUGGCAGAGUGAACCCUGCUCCCGGGCUACAACACUGAUCUCUGGCGAAGAUGCCUGUCAUUUCACAUCACACACACCCCCUCUCCAUUUCUUAUGCACCCUACAAGUAUUAAUAAACAUUCUAGUAUGUGAGACUUUC